Molecule: messenger RNA, 1362 nt
Organism: Didymodactylos carnosus
Lineage: Eukaryota; Metazoa; Rotifera; Eurotatoria; Philodinida; Philodinidae
Source: the annotation of a GenBank genome assembly
AUGCUUCGUCGUCGAUCAACUAUUGUCAAUCUUAUUCAACCACCACGAAUCAGUGAUUCAAUAUCGACAAUGGGUGAUUUAACUGUUGAGUUAGAUUGUGGUGAUAAUUCUCAGGAAUACAAUUUUUCAACGUAUAUGAACGAUGCGUUAAAAUUAUUUCAUCAAUUUAUGCAAAAAAUCAAUCAGAUAAAACAUGUACAGUAUAUUCUUUAUCAUCUAUGUAUUGGAAAUCAAAUUAUUAUAAAAUAUUCGAGUAAAAUGAAAACGAAAGAAACAAUUCGACCAUUUAUCAGCUUACUCAGACUUUUACUACCAGAUCGUUCUUGUCGACUUGUUGAAUCAUCAACGUAUGUUUUGUCUUGUUCAGCGAAUAUUCUUAUCUUAGAUAGCGACGCUUCUAAAGUAUAUGAAAGUGAUAUACCAAUGAAUGAUAAUAAUAACGGCAACGAAUGUGUAGUAGUACUAAAAUUAAUUAUCGAUGAUGAUGAUAAAAAUAUUCUUAUGGCCAAAAUGGAAACACCGAUCAAACAUGAUUUCAUGGUACCAACCUAUAUUAAAACCGUGAUCGACUUAUUAUCUGAUACAACGAUAGAUGCAGAAGCUUUCGAAUCAGUUGUUGUUUAUCAUAAAAUGAAAUAUCUAAACAAAUCGAAAUUAUUAUUUCAGCUUGGUCGUUGUCGUUCAAGACAAAAUUGGUCUGAUAAACAAUUACUUGAAAUCUUAAAUUUAAAAACGUCAGCAGAUCUAGCAAUGUUUAUUCAUGAAAAUGAUAGCCUAAUUCAUCUGGGUAUUUGUGAUGAAACAAGUUAUGGUCCUGGACGAAGUGCUAGCUGUUUAAUAUUCAAAAAUUCACGUUUUAAACAAUCGAAUAAUGGUAUUAUUGAAACUCCUGAACAACCGGCCAUUGGACAGAUUAUUCGUUUCAAUCGGAUGAAGGUUCAAACCAAUUUUAAACCAUCAACAAAUCUGUUUCAAAUGAAAAUGUUAGAUCAUGGUUCAUGGUUAAUUUUCGAUGGUAAUAAUGAUAAUCCAAACGACUUUGAACCCAUUGAAAAAAGUUCAAACAAUUUUACGUUUAAUGAUGAUGAUAAAAAACAUAUCAAUGAUUUACGACAGUGGUUGUCUACGUUUGAUCGUAAUACAAUAGAAAAUGAUCUAGAUUAUCAGUUUCCAUUUAGUAAUCCUGAUCACGAUAAAAAUGAAGUUGAGAAUGGUGAUUGUGGAUCAGUGACGCAGUCGUCACAACAGCAGCCACAGACACCUAGUAAUAAUUCAUCAUCCUCACAGCAAUAUUUUCCAGCUGAAUUACCAAAUGAUGAAGAGGAAGAGACGGGUUCACAUAAACGAAUAAAAGUUAGUUAA